CUUAAUCUCACCAGGCCAACCAUCCAUGAAAGGUCGAAGGUGAUAGUGCUUGUCAAUUCAGCUUUGCAAGAAACAGAUAUGCGAGAUACGAUUAGGGACACAUGGGCUAAUCCCGCAUUUUCGCAACUAGUAAAGGUCGUUAACAAGCUGGUCUCCGUGGUGUUCUUAGUUGGUAGUGGUAAUGUAAAUUAUUCAGUAAGGAGUGAACUGACGACAGCCGAUGACGUACUACAAGUGGAUGUGCCCGAGUCUUAUCCGAAUCUUGUAUAUAAGAUUCUCGCAGCGUAUCUUUGGAUCUAUGAAAAUUACCCAGAAAAAUUUGUGCUCAAGAUGGAUUCGGACACAGUCAUCUUGAUGGAUAAGAUUGAGCCUCUUCUCGUAAAUUCUACUACGAAGAACAUGCAGUGUUAUGCUAUCAUCAAGGCUAAGCCCGAACGAUGUGCUAGUAAUCGGUGGUACGUGCCAGAAUCUGUGUAUCCAGCACCGUACUUCCCAGAUUACUGUAGCGGUCCUGCGUAUCUGAUGACUCCUGUGGCUUUGGAUGCCAUACUGCAUAUUGCUCCUAAGGAGCAGGUAUGA
Cylicostephanus goldi is the source of this 579-nucleotide messenger RNA. The record is from the annotation of a GenBank genome assembly. NCBI's taxonomy places the organism in Eukaryota, Metazoa, Nematoda, Chromadorea, Rhabditida, Strongylidae.